CUCCUGUUCCCGCUCUCCGUACAUACAUUCGCGCGCACAGUCAAGCCUUUGCUUCUAUUUCUUCAUUUCUCUUCAUGUCCUAGUCAUGCCCUCGAAGACCCCCUCGAUCCGUACAUUAUCGCGCUACCUCCUCCGCCCGCAAGCCUCGUUCCAUUCACGGUGUCCAAAUCGGUCACAGAACCAGUCCUACUCCUCCGCAGCGGCCGGUGCACGUCUCAAUGGUAGCGUAGAGUAUGACACCACGUCUCUCCUGCAUCACACGUCUAGGUCCGCCCUUGCAAACCCCGAGCUGCCUCCGGAAGUCCGGAAAGGCCAGACCAAGCGCAUAAACCUCUACACCGCCGUUAACGAAGCCCUCCGCCAUGCCCUGCAAACCGACGAACGUGUGCUUGUCUUUGGGGAGGAUAUACAGUUUGGUGGGGUCUUCCGAUGUACCAUGAACUUAGCUACAGACUUUGGGACAGAACGCGUGUUCAACACGCCGCUGAGCGAGCAGGGGCUUGUGGGGUUCGCAAUCGGUGCAGCUAGUGAGGGCAUGAGGCCGGUAGCAGAAGUGCAGUUCGCAGACUACGUCUUCCCAGCUUUCGACCAGAUUGUGAAUGAGGCUGCAAAGCUGAGGUACCGAGCGGGGACGACAAAUGUGAACUGUGGAGGACUGGUGAUUCGAAUGCCCUCCGGGGUCGUAGGGCAUGGUGCACUUUACCACUCUCAAUCUCCCGAGUCCCUCUUCACCCACAUUCCCGGUCUCCGCGUCAUAAUCCCCCGCUCCCCUGUCCAGGCUAAAGGGCUCCUCCUCUCUGCUAUCCGAACAAAUGACCCCGUCAUAUUCAUGGAGCCUAAAGUCCUCUACCGUGCUGCCGUCGAGCAAGUCCCUGUAGGUGCAUACCAUCUCCCGCUCGAUAAGGCCGAGAUCCUCAAGACCGGCAAAGACGUCACGAUAAUCUCAUACGGCACACCAUUAUACACCUGUUCAGCAGCGAUAGCAGCAGCAGAGAAGGACUUCGGGUGCAGCGCAGAGUUAAUAGAUCUGCGGACAAUAUACCCGUGGGAUAGAGAGACUGUAUUGGAAAGCGUCAAGAAGACGGGGAGGGCGAUUGUUGUGCAUGAGAGCAUGAUGAAUGCAGGUGUUGGGGCUGAAGUAGCUGCUACUAUACAGGAACACGCAUUCCUAAGGUUAGAAGCUCCAGUUAAGAGGGUUACGGGGUGGGCGACACAUACAGGGCUUAUAUUUGAGAAGUUUAUCAUUCCGGAUGUGACCAGGGUUUACGAUGCUAUCAAAAAAACCAUAGAUUAUUAAUCGAGAGAAUCAAUGCUUAGCUCGGUAUGUUUGGGCUAGUUAAGUCAUAACGAUAGGUACCUAGCUAUGAGUCACCUUCCGUAGAGAAAAUGUGAUCCCAGGAUUCCUAGCUACUGUGAAAUUAGCCUGCCUUGAGGCAUUGAUUUACUAUCAACUGCAAACUAGGAG
This is a messenger RNA of Lindgomyces ingoldianus, 1465 nucleotides long. RefSeq names its product thiamine diphosphate-binding protein. The transcript is spliced from 3 exons. Gene Ontology annotation, biological process: response to nutrient; branched-chain amino acid catabolic process. Gene Ontology annotation, molecular function: catalytic activity. NCBI's taxonomy places the organism in Eukaryota, Fungi, Ascomycota, Dothideomycetes, Pleosporales, Lindgomycetaceae. Bases 86 to 1297 code for a protein of 403 amino acids. The record is from RefSeq and is a predicted model, not a curated record.